Molecule: messenger RNA, 501 nt
Organism: Darwinula stevensoni
Lineage: Eukaryota; Metazoa; Arthropoda; Ostracoda; Podocopida; Darwinulidae
Source: the annotation of a GenBank genome assembly
AUGCGCUAUGUGGGCCAUGGUGGCCGCGUGAUGAUCGAGCGGGCAAUGCGAGCGCGCGGUCGCACCAUUUCGCCGGUCGAACUUGAGCGGCUUAUGGCAAGCUUUCUCGCCCAUUACGAAGGCAACAUGCCGGGCCUGACAAAACCGUUUGAUGGUGUUGAACGCGCCAUGCAGGCCUUUACCGAUGCCGGAUACAUCCAUGCCAUCUGCACCAACAAAUACGAAGGCAUGUCAAAAGCCCUGCUGAAGGGUCUUGGUGUGGACAAUUUGUUUGCCGCCAUUUGCGGACAGGAUACCUUUGCCUACAAGAAGCCGGACCCGCGCCAUCUGCUGGAUACCAUCAUCAUGGCAGGCGGCGAUCCGGAUUGUGCCGUGAUGAUCGGCGACAGCAUAACCGACAUUGAUACGGCCAAGGCAGCAGGCAUUCCGGUCAUUGCCGUUGAUUUUGGCUACUCGGAUCGACCGGUUGCGGAAUUGGAACCAAGCAUCGUCAUCUCGCAU